Messenger RNA from Plectropomus leopardus (leopard coralgrouper), 6369 nucleotides. NCBI's taxonomy places the organism in Eukaryota, Metazoa, Chordata, Actinopteri, Perciformes, Serranidae. The record is from RefSeq and is a predicted model, not a curated record.
AGGAGGAGGACCUGACUGAGACACUCUUGUCCUCCUGCCGACACUUCCACACAGGCGUUAAUUCAACACGGGACCGUUGAGGAGACUUAGUCCAUCGCUGUCUCUGUGGUCAUCGGAGUCGGACUGUGAGGAGGACUGCUGCCACCAUUAGCCCGUUAGCUCCGGCUACAUGGCAAGCUAGCAUAAUAUAGCUAACCCCCCCUUAGCUUCUAGCUUCAUCUGAGCACCCGGACCCGGCGAAGUGAGGAGACGAGGAGGGGAAUGGCAAGAGUUGGCUUGGAAAGCCCAUUCAGAAGAAAUAACGACUAACCAGAAUAAACCAGCCCAAUUUCUUUAGUUCUUUAGAUCCACGGUUGUUGGUGUUGCUGUAAUCCCCACCAUGGUGCAGAAGUACCAGUCCCCUGUGCGGGUGUAUAAGCAUCCCUUUGAGCUGGUGAUGGCGGCCUAUGAGCGCCGGUUCCCCACCUGUCACCUCAUCCCCAUGUUUGUGGCGAGCGACGUGGUGGAAGAGGAGACCAAUGAGGACGGUUCCAUCAACAGGGUGGAGCGACGCUGUGCCCUGGAUGUCGACGCCCCGCGCCUGCUCAAAAGGAUUGCAGGUGUGGACUAUGUCUAUUUCAUCCAGAAAAACACGCUGAACCGGAAGGAGAGGACACUUCACAUCGAGUCCCAUAAUGAGACCUUCUCCAACAGGGUCAUCAUCCAUGAGACCUGCUGCUAUUCGGUUCAUCCGGAGAAUGAGGACUGGACGUGUUUUGAGCAGACGGCCAGCCUGGACAUCAAGUCCUUCUUUGGCUUUGAGAGCACUGUGGAAAAGAUCGCUAUGAAGCAGUACGCCAGCAGUAGUAAAUAUGGAAAAGAAAUCAUAGAGUUCUACCUAAAGGAGCUCCAAGAUGAAGGGAUCACCCAUGUGCCACGCUGGACUCCCUCCUCCCUUCCCCUGCCUCUUCCCAGACCAACCAGCCUCGCCACCAGCCCACCUGUUGACCCCAAACCCGCUGUCACGCCUGCCAUUUUGAUCCCGCUGCCCACUGAUGCCAAGGACAGCACCUCUCAGGAUGCCAAGCAGGACAGCAGCGUACUUCAGGCAGACAGCUUAACAGAGAUCUUGGCAGGGACUCCCGAAGAUAAGUUGGAUGCAGACUAUAUCAAGCGUUACCUCGGCGACCUGACCCCCCUGCAGGAGAGCUGCCUGAUCCGACUUCGCAAAUGGCUGCAGGAGACGCACAAGGGAAAGAUCCCCAAGGACGAGCACAUACUGCGUUUCCUGCGUGCCAGGGACUUUAACAUUGACAAGGCGCGGGAGAUCCUUUGCCAGUCGCUGACCUGGAGGAAGCAGCACCAGGUUGACUACCUGCUGGAGACCUGGACCUCACCACAGGUCCUCCAGGACUACUACACUGGGGGCUGGCACCACCAUGAUAGAGAUGGUCGUCCUCUGUACAUCCUGAGGCUGGGCCAGAUGGACACCAAAGGGUUGGUCCGCGCCCUUGGAGAGGAGUCUCUGCUCAGACAUGUGCUGUCCAUUAAUGAGGAGGGCCUGAGACGCUGUGAGGAGAACACCAAGGUGUUUGGCCGACCCAUCAGCUGCUGGACGUGUCUGGUUGAUCUUGAGGGGCUGAACAUGCGUCACCUGUGGCGACCAGGCGUCAAGGCGCUGCUGAGGAUCAUUGAGGUCGUGGAGGCCAACUAUCCCGAGACUCUGGGACGGCUGCUUAUCUUGAGAGCUCCCAGGGUUUUCCCGGUCCUCUGGACACUGGUGAGUCCAUUCAUUGAUGAAAACACCCGCAAGAAGUUCCUCAUAUAUGCAGGCAAUGACUACCAGGGUCCUGGGGGGCUGGUGGACUACAUAGAUAAGGAGAUCAUCCCUGACUUCCUGGCAGGAGAGUGUAUGUGUGAGGUGCCAGAGGGCGGCCUGGUUCCCAAGUCGAUGUACCGCACAGCCGAGGAGCUGGAGAACGAAGAUGUCCGCUUGUGGACCGAGACCAUCUACCAAAGCGCCAGCAUCUUCAAGGGAGCUCCACACGAGCUUCUGAUCGAGAUCAUCGAUGCCUCCUCUGUCAUCACCUGGGACUUUGACAUGUGCAAAGGCGAUGUGGUUUUCAACAUCUACCACUCCAAGCGGGCCCCCCAGCCUCCGCGCAAAGACCCACUGGGAGCCCAUGGCAUCACCUCCCCAGUAGGCAACAACGUCCAGCUUAUUGACAAAUCAUGGACGCUGGGGCAAGAUUACAGCAUGGUGGAGUCCCCGCUCAUCUGCAAGGAGGGCGAGAGUGUGCAGGGCUCACAUAUCACGCGGUGGCCAGGUUUCUACAUCCUCCAGUGGAAGUUCCACAACAUGCCAGCCUGCUCUGCCACCAACCUGCCCCGAGUGGACGACGUGCUGGCCACUCUGCAGGUCUCCUCGCACAAGUGCAAAGUCAUGUACUACACUGAGGUUCUGGGCUCUGAGGACUUCAGAACGGCUUGCUGUGAUGUGCAGAGUCUGGGUUCAAUGACCAGCCUGGAGUCCAGCCACAGCGGCUUCUCUCAGCUCAGCGCCGCCACCACCUCCUCAAGCCAAUCACAGUCCAGCUCCAUGAUCUCCAGGUAGAAACCAGGAGCUGAGGACCCCCCCCCCCCUUCCACUGCCCUUACCAUCUACACAGAAGCCAACUGUCCUCCUGCCCCUAUUGGUCAUCUUUGGACUCUGUUCCUCUUGCACAGCCAGUCUCUGUGGAACUGAAGCAUGCUUGCACAAACAGAAGACAAAGAAUUUAAAAAAAAAAAUCUGAGGCAAAAAGAAAAAAACAGACUGUGUACACAAUUUAAAGGGCUGAUUUUUGCACAAAGGUCAUAUAUUUUUUUGUGCCUGACAUCUGUGCCGGGCAGCAGUUUGAAUCAGAACAUAAGCGAAUGUUUGUUUGUGUGGAGAGGUCAAAGGUCGGGAGGUGAAUUGUGGUGCCUUUGUGGUACCAGAAGCUGCAAGAAGCAAUAUUCUCAUCCUUGGAGCGAUGGGGACGUAAUGAAGACACUGGAGGCACUGUUACAUAUAUGCAUUCACAUCUCCUCCUACAUUUACAGCACUGAGACGAUGCAUACCUCAUUCAUGUGCACUCUCUGAAAAACUGGAUGUGCUGUUACAUACAAACACACACACAAGCAGAAACACACACGUCUGAUGACAUGCAAAAAUUGACAGUGUUUGCCAUAUUACCAGAGGAUUGUUCAAUCUGGUGAAUUGUUUAUAGGUCAAGCGUGGGUGGGCGGGGUAAACCAUGAACUGGACCUGGGUCAAAGACUUUUUUGUUUUUGUUUUUAAAUCAGCAUGGAGUUACGGAGUGGGUGGAGCUUACCAAAUCAAAACAAUGCGGAUGAUGUCAGCAAAGUUGCCCGUUGACAGGAAAAUGUGUCGAUAUUUUCCCGUGGCCGUGUGAGCUUUCUGUCAUUUCAUUUUAUUGUCUCAUGUGGCGAGGCCCCACCCCUCCGUCUCACGAGGGCUUUAUCACAAGCAUUUGAACCUUUGACCCGGAGUCUGACUCUUAGCGAAGUAACUCCUCUAGCAGCAAUAACACGAAUUUAACUUUCUACUGUGUGAAAUAUUUCUAUUUAUCAUCAAGAUGUUUGUGGAUGAUCAUGGGUGCUGAUUGCAGGUUUCUGUUGUGUACCGGCAGACAUGGACAAACUGAGCCAGUAAACAAAGUUUCGUGGCGCCACUUCUUGUCUCUGUUACCACCCUGUCAGGAGAGAAACAAAAAUAACUUGCCAGAUUUUCUCUCCUGAGCACUUUUUAAAAUUUUAUUCAGAAUGAUCACAGUUAGCUUUAUUCCAGCGUCUGCACGAUUGAGGAACUCGGCUCAAAAUCAAGCCAUGCCUUGUUACUGAGUUGUGAAUGUGCUACUGAUUGGCUAGUGCUCGCCAGCCAAUGAAAUGCCUGAAUUUGGAGGGUUGUGAUGUAACUGGGGCAUCAUUCAUGAGUUACUUUUCAGAGUGAUGUAGAUUUCAGUGUGCAUUAUGGAUGAAUGUUUGUGAUUAUCAUUUGACAGCGCGCCAGUAGAUGACAUAUUGAUACUGUACAUGUGCUAGUUGGAGUGUGUUACUGUCUUUUGGAGAUGAGUACUUGACGGGGUGAUGCGGUGUGGUGUGUUGCUGCAUGCUCACGUGGUGAUUGGGUUUACAGAUAUUAUUAUUUAAAGAUUUAAGAUAUAGCCAUUUUAAGAGUCAUGUGUCAAUAAAUACCAUUUUAGCCUUUGUAAAGCAUCACUUAGAAACGUACCUGCUUUUUUCAAGGUCACCACUGUAACAGAUUGUGAAUUUAGUGAACAUUUCUUCAUGCAACAGUUUUAUUUGGAUGAGUAGCGAUGAGUACGUUUACAUGCACAGUUUUUCCCCUUAUUCUGAAAAGACAACACUCCUACUGAGCUGUUUACAUGACUAAUAAGAAUGAAUAUUCCACUAACACUCCUGUUUACAUGCAGCCGUGCAUACUCCAAUUAACGUCAUUUAUCACAUCAAAAAAUGGAUAAGUAGAACAGCUGGAGACACUUCUCUUUUUUGGUUUUUUUUUUGCAUCAAAAUAGUUUUUUUACUGCAAUAUUUGCGCAUGGGGCUGGGCGGUAUGGCCAUAUAUAUAUGUAUCUCACAAUAUUUUUGAUUUCCUCAAAAGCUUCAUAAAUGGUGGACUGGGCAACAAAAUCAAAUGUCACAAUAUGACAAAAUACCUAGAUAUUGAUACUGUGACAAUAUUUUAGGGAUGACUGUUUGCACUUGGACACAAUAUUAACCCAGUGAGAUUUUUGAUUAUCAUCAGUAAUGUGGAUUUAAUGACUUGAGUGGGGGAAAACAAGUAUUACAACAAAUAUAACAGUCUGGUAAGUUUAGAAAAUGACAUCACUUUACUGCAGCCUUUAACAUCAGGAAAAGACAACACAACAUAUCAUGAUGUGACGAUAUCCAGACUCUUAGACGGUAUGUGGUCUCAUAUCACGGUAACAGUGUGUCGUGUAUAGUGCCCAGCCCUGUUUGCGCAUAUCUGAGAACCGAUUGAAAUCCAAGUAUGUCAAAAUCUCUAAAAGCAGGUGUGUUUCUCCUUCUGAUCAGAAAUGAGGGCUUUUGGGCAGCCAUCUCUAACCCACAGCUUUGCAAACUGGUGGCGAGAUGGUUUGUGUGCAAUGUAUCUGUGCACUUUGGAGAUGCAAUGCUGCAUUUUAAAGAAAAUCUGUGUGAGACUGUGUGUCGCAAACUGCAGUGAAACCCACAACUGAGGCGCAUAUUUGGAAUUGGCUGCAUACAUGCCCAAAUAAUGCUCUGAAGACCCAACUAUACCAGCACAUGAAUGAUUGGGAAAUGCUAUAUUCGAAAAAACAGCCUAAUUUGGAAUAUUCAAACGGAUUAUGCUGUUUAUAUGACCUGUCUGAAAUGCAGAAUAUUCAGAAUUAUAGGGGGAACACUGGUGUGCAUGUAGCCGUAGCCAUUGACAGCUUCCUGUAGAUGUGAGUCCCUGUAGGGGACAGAUAUUAUCACCAUUGCCAAGAGUCAUUCUUGUGCUGUUGCCAUCUUUACCAAGUGCAGCUGACAGCAAAAGAAGAAACAAACACAUGAGACGGUUUUUCUCCCAACACGAGAAUUAGACUCCUUUCUUUUGAUACAUGAAACUGCUUGGUUUUUUUAAUUAUUGUGAAAGGUCAAGGGUUAACUUUAUGUGUUGUUAACUGCAAUAACAUGGAAUGCUUUACUGAGAAAAAGGACCUCCUCAGAUUUGGGGUUAUAAAAAGUGUGUAUGAUGGUGUGUAAGAGUGAAUGGAAAAUGGUGGGGAUAAAAGCCUGUAAAAAUGUGUGUUGACACUCUUCUUUUCUUCACCUGGUUCUUCCCUCGGGAGGCUUGGGUUUUCCAUUUCUUCUCUGGUUCGACUGAUGAUGAAUCAUCGGACCAAACUUCUCUUAUAGUUGCUUUUGUAUCUUUCUCGCUAUCAUUUCUGUACACUCCAAUUUUGCUAUUUUCAUUUUUCAUAUAUCUCAGAAAGCAGACUGGACCUUGAUUGAAGCCAAAGGCAUUUAGAGGAAGUGGACUCAGAUCAGAUGUUUCAUUUCCGUCUCAGUUCAGUGGAACCAGAAAACUCCCCGUGGUCUUCUGUCUCCUGCCUCUCUGACUUCAGCUCUGACCACGUGCACACAUUUCAUCAAGAUCUCAUCGAUGAAUGAGGGCUAUAACUGUUUGUCUCAACUGUUCAACACAUUUCUCUUUCUCUCUGCUUCCUUCUCUGACGUCGUUGCAUAUCUUCUCUCUUUACCUUGAUGUGAGGAAUUGUGUAAAAAGUACAUGUUUGGAUUAAUGAGAAUAUGGCGCCUUUACAUUUUUUGAAAACAUUAAACUUGAAUUAUGAGAAAAUA